This is a messenger RNA of Leptopilina boulardi, 2324 nucleotides long. RefSeq lists its product as uncharacterized. Bases 10 to 1266 code for a protein of 418 amino acids. Lineage: Eukaryota; Metazoa; Arthropoda; Insecta; Hymenoptera; Figitidae. The transcript has 2 exons. The record is from RefSeq and is a predicted model, not a curated record.
AAAUCAACAAUGUCAGACAGUGAGGACACUGAUGGUUCUGGUGGUGAGUGGCCGGUGACCAAAGAAUGGCUCGAAGGACUAUUGGUCGAACAUCACGGCGCAGGUUCUCAAGUCACCGUUGAUGAUUUCACCGUAAGACCCGGUUGCACUGCUGGCGAAAGUGUUCUCAGUGAUAUAUUAGCUGUAACAGUUGAAUAUCGAACGAAACCCGAUGACACGCGCUGCGAACUCAGUGUCAUUGUCAAGCUUCUACCCCAGGAUCCAUAUAGUCGAUUUUUCGUCACCGAGGCACAGUUUGAUCUUCGUGAAAUUAAAUUUUACACCCAGGUGGUACCUGAUCUGGAAGCAUUCCAAAAGAAACAAUUAACAUCGCCCGAACUGGCAAUUGAAUUACCAAUUCCAGCUUGUAUUCACGCUCACUAUAGUCCUGGUGGUGGUACCGAAGACAGUCCAGAACCUCCUGAAUCAUUUCUUGUUUUGGAAAAUCUACGACCACGAGGUUUUGAGGGAGCAGAAUUUUCUCGUGGUUUAACAUUAAAACAAGCCGAAGCAGCGCUAAGUGCUGUUGGAUGUCUACAUGCAUUGUCAUUAACAUUAAAAGUAAAAGAAGGACGAUCACUAUCCGAUCGUUAUCCAUUUCUUUUUCAAACAGCAAGAGCCACUGAUUCCUAUCAACAAUUGGUUGAACGUGGUUUACCUCAAUUGGCACGUUUUCUCGAAAGAAGACCAGGUUUGGAAACAGUACUCGAGGCACUUUUAACAUUACGACCACGCACGAAGGAAGUAAUUGCCGCUCUUUUAGCGCCAGAAAAUCCACUAGCAUUGAUAACACACACAGAUUUUUGGUGUAAUAAUUUACUAUUCAAAAAUGAUGACGAUGGAAGUUGUAAAUGUGCUAUUCUUGAUUGGCAAAUGGUCACCUAUAGUAGACCAACAAAUGAUAUUGCCCUUCUUCUUGUAAGUUCCGUACCAACGGAAUUACGUCGACGUCAUACACAAUUGUUACUUGAUAAAUAUUGGGAUGUUUUAACAACAACAAGUUUCAGUUUAGGUGUUGACAUUCCAAAGGAUUUAGGAUACACAAGAUUGGAUUUGGAUAAAGAUUAUAGACGAUCACAAUUAUUGGCUUUACUUCUUUGCAUAGGAUCAGUUGAUGUUGCUCUUGGUGAUCCUCUCACUGAACAACGUCUCAUAGACGUUUUGGAAGAUCUUCACAAUGAUGGAGUUCUAACUGGAGAAAUUACUGAAACUGUUACAGAAACGUAAGCCAAACGCCUUCGCUGAUCCAAUAUAACCGAAAAUCACGAUAAUCGCAUUAUCGCAUUUAGGACAGUGACGCUGAUUGACCUCGAUGUGUGCAAAAAAUGAAGCCGUUACUUGUGUCUUUUCUUUCUUAAAUUUUUAAAUAAUAUUUCCCUUGUAUACCUUCAAAAAAUUUAAUUGUCCAUUCCGAUCUGUGUCUAAUAUAUAAAACAAUUUGUAAAUAUAAAUCUGUAAAUCAGAAUUUAUUUUCACGAAUAUGAUUAAAACAAAAAAAAAAAAAGUUAUUGGUGCAAGUGAAGCGACAAUCAUUUAUUUUUUUGAAAAAGAGACUCAAGUAACAAUAUUGCCAAAAGUUAGAAAUUAUUCGAAAAUAGUAGAGAAUUUUUUGCAAGGAACAUUAAUCGCAAUCGAUGAAAAAAAAAAGUCCAAGUCAAGAGGGGAACUGUUAGAAGCUUUACGCGUGCGAAAGUAAUCGAGCUUCUUCGUGAGAGGAUUCUUUUUUUUUUUAAAUUACUACACAUCGACAAAGUGCGCGAUUAGAAUAUUGUUGAGUCGAAUAAUAAUAAUGUUUGAUAUUAAAUAUAAGCUUUGUUCACGUUAAUACACUUUCAUGAUGAAAAAAAAAAAACAAUGAAUAGCAUUCAAUAUUAUCUGAUUCACUUGUCUUUUUACAAAAUCAACAAAUGAGUGUAUAUUUUGUAAACUGAAUUUUUGAACUACUUAUGAAACUUUUUUUUCCCUUUUUAAAUUAAUAUUCAAAUUCAACUUUCAGAUUUUUCUACAUUUUUUUUUUUACAAAUUACAAUAGUAAAUGAAAUCAAAUUUAAAAAACAAAAAUCUGUUAAGAUUUAAAUGGAAUGAAAAAAAUUUUUAUAAAAUUUCCUAUAUACUCUGAUUUUUACCAUUUUAAAAUAUGUAUCAAUUUAUAUUUUGAAAAUUAUUCUGUAUGAAAAAUUGUACAACAGUAUUUGUGCCAAUACAAAAGACUGGCUAAUUAAAAGCUUGCAUUCAAUUAUAUUGAACAAAUAAAAAAAAAGAAGAAGAAAUCUUAUUGUUCAAAC